AUGGAGGAUCGUCCACACAAGGCGCACAGAAAGGCACAGACCGGUCUCAAGGCAGAGAAGAAAUCAGGGAAGAGUAAUCAUGAGAAAGGCUUCAAUGAGAAAGCGUUCGCCCCCAAGUCUGGUCGGAAUGCAGACCGUCAAGGGAGAAGAAAGGUUGAACAAGACCAAACAAGACUACAUGUUCCUCUUGUCAAUCGUACGCCAGACAAGGAGCCCCCGCCGGUGAUUGUUGCUGUUGUUGGACCUCCUGGCGUCGGCAAGUCGACUCUCAUAAAAAGCCUUGUCCGACGGUUCACCAAACACACGCUUACCGACAUUAAGGGCCCCAUCACUGUUGUCAGCGGUAAAUCGCGACGGCUGACCUUCGUCGAGUGCAACAACGACUUGAACUCUAUGAUCGAUGUUGGCAAGAUCGCGGAUCUCGUACUUCUCAUGGUCGAUGGAUCGUUCGGAUUUGAAAUGGAGACGUUUGAGUUCCUGAACGUAUUGCAGUCACAUGGGUUCCCCAAAGUGUUGGGCGUGCUCACCCACCUCGACCUCAUUAAGAAGGCUGCCACGCUCAAAAUAACAAAAAAAAUGCUCAAGAAGCGGUUCUGGGCCGAAAUUUAUCAAGGCGCCAAGUUGUUCUAUCUGUCCGGUAUCCUGAACGGCCGUUAUCCGGAUCAAGAGAUACUUAAUUUGAGCCGCUUUAUCAGCGUUAUGAAGUUUCGCCCUCUCGUUUUCCGUAACUCUCAUCCAUACCUGCUGGCGGACCGCCUAGAAGAUCUCACCCCUCGGGAGAAAAUCCGUCUGGAGCCCAAAUGUGAUCGUACUGUCACGCUUUACGGCUACCUGCGAGGAACGAACAUGAAACAGUCAACAAACGUGCACAUUCCAGGUGCAGGCGAUCUCAAGAUCAGCAGCAUCACACGAUUACAAGACCCUUGCCCACUUCCCACAGCUGAAAGCGAAAAACGUCGCAAGCUGAGCGAAAAACACAAGCUCAUCCAUGCACCAAUGAGCGAUGUUGGCGGAGUGACAUAUGACAAGGAUGCUGUCUGGAUCAACGUAUCAGGAAGCUUCUCGAGACAAAUACCAGGCGAAGAGGGUGAACACGAACCUGAAGGAGAAGGAGAGCGAAUGGUUAUGAACUUGCAAGAUGUCCGCUCCACGAUGACGGAAGGUUUAGCUCGAAGUCAAAUCCGUUUGCUGGGUUCUUCGUCGGCUCCAGUGACCGGUGAUGCAUUUGAUGAUGAAAGCACGAGCGAUGAUGAAUCCGAUGGUGAAGACGAUGUCAGCGAAUUCGAUCAAGGUUCAGAGGAAGAUUCCGAGUUGACGGAGGAUGAUGAUGCCCUCGAUGAGGAUGAUAUAGCACUACGCCAGCUACCAGACUCUGGGCGUCGACGACCCCUGCGUGGCUUUCCUUCCUCCCACCCACAUGACCAUCCCGGCGCGGUCGUAGAAUAUGCGGAGAGUGACUCGGAUCUAGGUGACAGCUACGAGGACGCCGAUUUGGCUGGCCUUGAAGAAGACUCCGACAGUGUAAACAGAGUCUGGAAGCAGCAGGAACUCGGUUUGGAUGGUAUUCCUGCUGGUGAGCGAAAACGCCGAGACUGGAUGAAGCUCAUUUAUCAAUCCAACCUCGGCGCUGAAAACAUCUCUAAUGGCGUGGAUGCGCACGGGUGCACUCACGACUUUGAAGACUAUGAGGAUGAACUCUUUACUCUCAAUAAGACAUCUAUAAAUGGGACGUCGGACUCUACUGAUCAGACCAAAGAGUUUAUAUCAGUGUCUGAUCUACAGUGGGACGAUGAUGAUUGGUUGGACACCUUUCGAGAUCAAUUCAUCACCGCAAAGUCUGUUGACAUGAAUGAUCAAGCGGAAGAUGACAUUGUACACGACGACUCUGACAGGAACCUUGGUGGAUCACACGACGAUGGGAAGUACUUCGGCUCAGUAGAUAAUUCUAUUGCCCAGAAACCUGGAGAUCGGCUCUUAGCCAAGAAAGAAGCGCUCAAGCGACAAUUUGACGCCCAAUAUGACGAUCCAGAUGAAGGCGACAAACUUGAAUUUUACGACGAAAAGAAGGCGGAAAUGGCGGAGCAACACACCCUGAAUCAGCAAGAAUUCGUUGAAGUCGAUGAGGAAACUCGUGUACUCGUAGAAGGGCAUCGGCCAGGGACCUAUGUUCGUUUGGAAAUCACAGACGUGCCUUGCGAACUGAUCGACCACUUCGAUCCUAUCUAUCCGAUCCUUGUUGGCGGUCUGUUGGCCACGGAAGAACAGUUUGGAUUCUCGCAAGUGAGAAUCAAACGUCAUCGAUGGUGCACAAGAACGCUGAAGACCAAUGACCCUCUUAUCUUUUCUCUGGGCUGGCGACGAUUCCAAUCUAUUCCCGUUUACUCUUUGGAUGAUCACAGCAUUCGCAUGCGAAUGUUAAAAUAUACCCCGGAGCAUAUGCAUUGCUUUGCUACAUUCUGGGGACCGAUGUCUCUUCCUAACACUGGCUUUUGUGCUUUCAACUCUUUGGACCCGAAUACAGCUGCUUUCCGUGUUUCGGCUACUGGAGUUGUCUUGGAUCUAGAUCAGAGCUCCAAAAUCGUGAAGAAACUAAAGCUCACCGGAGUACCAUACAAAGUUUUCAAGAACACCGCGUUCGUCAAGGAUAUGUUCAACAGCGCCCUCGAGGUUGCGAAGUUUGAGGGAGCAAACCUCCGUACUGUUUCCGGAAUCCGUGGUCAAAUCAAGAAGGCACUUCCUAAGCCUGACGGCGCCUUUCGUGCGACAUUUGAAGACAAAGUCUUGAUGAGCGAUAUCAUCUUCUUGAGAGCAUGGUAUAGCAUCCAACCGAGAAAAUUCUAUAAUCCGAUCACCUCUUUACUUUUGGCGGACAAAGCCAAAUGGUCCGGAAUGAGGUUGACUGGACAAAUUCGUCGUGAAGAAGGCUUACAAACACCACUUCUUGUGAACUCAACUUACAAGUCCAUCGUUCGACCGUCCAGACGAUUCAAUCCCGUGAGAGUAUCGAAGAAGUUGCAGGCUGCGCUUCCCUAUGCUUCGAAACCUAGGGAAAUGAAGGCGCAGAAUCGACCAACAUAUUUACAAAAGAGAGCCAUUGUUAUGGAGCCUGAAGAGAAGAGGGCUGUCGCUCUCUUGCAACAAAUCCGUGCCCUUCAGAAAGAUCAGACCGCCAGACGAAAGGAAAAGCAAGCAGAACGCCGGGCAGAUCACCGCGCCAAGGUGGAAAAGACGGAGGAGAGAAAGGUCGAAAAGAGGAAAGCUGAGAGGAAGGAGCUGAUGCGAAUCACAGGUAUGAAGGCCAAGCGAGGAGGCACAGAUGAUGGCGAAAACAGUAGUCGGAAAAGACUGCGAACAAGCUAG
Dacryopinax primogenitus is the source of this 3360-nucleotide messenger RNA. Its product is annotated as DUF663-domain-containing protein. The transcript has 7 exons. The coding region runs from base 1 to 3360 and encodes 1119 amino acids. Lineage: Eukaryota; Fungi; Basidiomycota; Dacrymycetes; Dacrymycetales; Dacrymycetaceae. Gene Ontology annotation, biological process: ribosome biogenesis; endonucleolytic cleavage of tricistronic rRNA transcript (SSU-rRNA, 5.8S rRNA, LSU-rRNA); maturation of SSU-rRNA from tricistronic rRNA transcript (SSU-rRNA, 5.8S rRNA, LSU-rRNA). Gene Ontology annotation, molecular function: U3 snoRNA binding; GTP binding; GTPase activity. Gene Ontology annotation, cellular component: nucleus; 90S preribosome. The record is from RefSeq and is a predicted model, not a curated record.